This is a messenger RNA of Paramecium primaurelia, 1182 nucleotides long. Lineage: Eukaryota; Ciliophora; Oligohymenophorea; Peniculida; Parameciidae. The record is from the annotation of a GenBank genome assembly.
AUGGAGAUAUUUUCAUCUAAGUUGAAUUGGUUGAUCCAUAUUAAGAAGCUCUUUUUAAAGGAAAGUGUGUUAGACAUUUCAGAUUUGAUCAGUUCUUUAAAGAAUGAAAUUAUUACAGAAUAAGUUAAUCCUCAAGAUGAAUUAUUUUCAUUAGAAGAAGUUAUUGAAGAAGUUUAUAAAUAUAAGAAAAUUAGAUUAUCAUAUGAUGAUUUCUUUUAAAUUAUUGGUAAUCUUCAUUAAUAGGAUCCACAAUUAUCAACUUGUGUGAAUUCUUUGGCAGAUUCUAUUAAUGAUCUAACCUUGAAUGAUGCUAAAGUCAAAUAAGAAAUAAGAGUAUCUUAUCAUGACCCAACAAAAUUAAUUAAGACUCAAUAAAGUUGUAAACCAUCCAAGAUUUCAAAAAGUCCAAGAAUGAGAAUUGAAAAUUUAUAAGAAGCAUAAAAGAAGAUUCUGGCUAAAAUAACUCAUAUAGAAAAUGAGAUAGAAUAUGUAUGAUUAUUUGAAUAUAUAACGAAGUAGAAGUAGUAGCAUUAAUUAAAGAAGCCACAUAUUUUAUAAAUAAAGGAAUUGACAAAAUAACUAUAAUAAAAUGAAUAAGAGAUAAUUUUAAAUGGAAUAAGUACCUUUACACUUUAAGACUUUUAUUUAGUUUUCCAUAACUUAAAUAAAGGGAUAUUCAAUAUUUAAACACUAAUAUUUAAUGAUAGAUGUUCAGAAAUUAGAGAAGUAACCAUGAUAUUUAAAAACUUAUAAUAUUUGAGCAUAAAUUCCUUAUUAAUAAAAGAAUUAAAAUUAGAAGAAUUGAUAGAACUAAAAGUAUUAUCUGUAGGUGGAAAUAAUUUAAAAUCAUUAGAGGGAUUACCACCAAAUUUAGUUGAGUUGUAUGCCCAAAAUAAUUAAAUUUCUUAAUUAAGUAAUACAAAAUGUUUAAAAAUAUUAAAUAUCAGUUAAAACUGCAUAUCUUCUAUAUAAUAGUUGAUGCACAUUAAUAAAUCAUUAGAAUUUAUUAAUUGUCAUCAAAAUUAAUGUGCUUAAUCAAAAGAUUAUAAAAGAUUAUUAUUUAAAAUAUUCCCAAAUUUAAAAGGAGUAGACAAAGAUGAUUUAUUACAGCAUUCAAUAAUAUAAUAGAACAAUUUUCAUUAUAAGAAGGAAUAAAUGGACUUUUCUUUUAGUUAAUCAUGA